AUGACUUAUGCGUCCCAAAUCCGAGAACUGACCAUCGACUUGUCACUACUUACGGGUGAUAAGGCCUAUCGAAUAACGAAGCAGGCCCAGCACGGCACACAUGCUGAUCUUCCCGUGGUUAUUGCAGUACCGGCAGUACUAAAAGGUUCCACUACCGAUAAUCCUAUGACAACUGGCGUACCGGACUACAAAUUCACCAUGCUCAGCGAUCUACGAAUGGCGCUGCUUACGGCGGUGAAGCCAACUCUCCACAAGAUGGACAAGACCGAUGAGUCAGCUGGAUCAUACUACAUAGAAACGCAGCGGCCAUCUGGCCCAAACCGCUUUGAAGCCCCCUGUACAUUAGCUGAUGUAACGGACCAGACCCGCCUCCUUGACGAGUACAAUGAUACGACUGGCGUAAUCGAGGGCUAUCGCAUGGUACAGUCCGCUAUGGGUGCAAAAGUUUAUACGUGGAGUUACAGAAGGCUGAAGGCUACGUCGCCUCUAGUGUCCACUCAUUCCGGCGUUACCGGAAGACCACCUGCGGGCCGAAAACCAUGGUUCGACGAACUUUGGAAUUCAAGUCUAUCAAACAAAUCGAACCAUAUCGUAUGGAUUUGCAAAUAUACCGGCGAGGAAUGUUUGAUAUGCUUGCCAAGCAUCUGCUUUAUGUUGGGCGCUGAACCCAAAGCUUACCCCCAAGGGCACCCUUGACAACUACAUGGAUCCGUAUAUUGACGAUCAUAGUCGCCCGCGGGGCUACAUAUCGUAUUCCGACUCGGAUACGCGCUGAGAGACAUACUGGCGUGUUUAAACCCCCGAAUACUAUAGAGUGGGCUGCCGGGAGGUGUUUGAUUGUAGUGGAUAGGUAAGCGGGAAGUGGG
Pseudomassariella vexata is the source of this 866-nucleotide messenger RNA. RefSeq lists its product as uncharacterized. The transcript is spliced from 6 exons. Lineage: Eukaryota; Fungi; Ascomycota; Sordariomycetes; Amphisphaeriales; Pseudomassariaceae. Bases 1 to 696 code for a protein of 231 amino acids. The record is from RefSeq and is a predicted model, not a curated record.